UUUUGGGCUAGUUUAAGCUUCUGAAGGGCGGGUUUUAGACUCACUUUGGGCUGGAUAUUUUGAUUGGACCUGGCAACCCUAGUAACAGUUGCCACUAAAGGGACUGAACGAGUUUAAGUGUAAAACGUUGCUUAAAUUAUUUACUUUUAAUACAGCGCUGUAAUGGAGACUCCAGCGGACCCCUUUUAUAGACAGCUGCCUAAAGUGGAGCUUCAUGCUCAUCUGAACGGCUCUGUGAGCUCCGAAACGAUGGAGCAGCUCAUCGCCCGCAAACCGCAGCUCAAUAUCGAGCACAGCAUGACGGCCAUACGUAGCGGACAGCGCCGCACCCUGGACGAAUGCUUUCAGGUUUUCAAAGUGAUCCAUCAGCUUGUUGAUUCAGAAGAGGAUAUCUUAAUGGUUGCUAAAGCUGUAAUUCAGGAGUUUGCUGCAGAUGGAGUAAAGUAUUUGGAGCUGCGCAGCACCCCACGUGAAGAAACAAAAACAGGUUUGUCUAAGCGGAGAUAUGUAGAAACAGUCAUUGAAGCCAUUCAUCAAUGUAAACAAGAAGGAGUAGACAUAGAUGUCAGGUUUCUUGUGGCCAUAGACCGCAGAAAUGGCACUAAGGUGGCUAUGGAGACUGUGAAGCUAGCUGAGGACUUCAUGCUGUCCAGUAAUGGUGUGGUUGUAGGACUGGACCUGAGUGGAGAUCCUACGGUGGGUCAUGGAAGAGACCUGCUCCCUGCUCUCCAGAAGGCUCGAAACUGUGGACUUAAGCUAGCACUGCAUUUGUCAGAGAUUCCUUCCCAGAAGGAAGAGUCUGAGCUGCUGUUGGAUUUGCCUCCUGAUAGAAUUGGUCACGGGACGUUUUUACACCCUGAAGUCGGGGGGUCAGACACUCUUGUGGAUAAAGUUUGCAAGCAAAAAAUUCCUAUAGAGCUGUGCUUGACCUCCAAUGUAACGGGCCAGACUGUACCUUCAUAUGACCAGCAUCAUUUCAAGUACUGGUACACACGAGGACACCCUUGUGUUCUUUGUACGGACGAUAAGGGAGUUUUCUGCACAGAUCUCUCUCAGGAAUACCAGCUGGCUGCUUCUACUUUCAGACUUAGUCAGGAGGAUGUGUGGGAUCUUUCCCAGCAGGCCAUCCAUUGCAGCUUCGCCCCAGAGCCUGUAAAGCAGCAGCUAGAGCAGAAGUGGGCCAAGCUCAGGCCUGUGUGCCUCAUGUCUGACACUGAUGAACCUUCUACUCCGCCAUUGUUUUACAUGGACGUGCCAAGCAGACCAGCCUUGACCUCAGUUUUAGAAAAAGAAAAUGGAUAAUUUUUUGUACUAAAGCAUGAACCACUUAAUUCUAUUGUAAUACAAAAGACAGUUUGUAAAGCAGAUUGAAUCACUCUUCUCUAUAGAUGUUGUCAUAAGGUUUUACCUUUAUUUACUGUUUACUGCAUCUCUUUAACUGGAAACUGCUCAGAAAAA
This is a messenger RNA of Astyanax mexicanus (Mexican tetra), 1458 nucleotides long. It is a transcript of the gene mapda, whose product is annotated as adenosine deaminase-like. Bases 163 to 1302 code for a protein of 379 amino acids. The record is from RefSeq and is a predicted model, not a curated record. Lineage: Eukaryota; Metazoa; Chordata; Actinopteri; Characiformes; Acestrorhamphidae. Gene Ontology annotation, biological process: adenosine catabolic process; inosine biosynthetic process. Gene Ontology annotation, molecular function: adenosine deaminase activity. The transcript has 10 exons.